AUGCCGUUGCUAUUGCUCACCGCGCUGUCCAUUGCCAAUGUGCUUUUUGCCGUGGGAGUUGUUUGCAUGCCCCUAUCGGACCACGGGCCCCACAUCGCCCACGGCUGGGGCCAAGUGGUCCGACUCAGGCAUCUGUACGCCGCUCGGCCCGGUCUGCACCUACUGAUAAGUGGAGAUGGACAGAUCCACGGCUCUGCAGACCAAACCCUGUACAGCUUGCUGGAGAUCCGGCCAGUGGAUCCGGGCUAUGUCGUCAUCAGAGGAGUAGCAACCGCACGGUUUCUCUGCAUUGAAGGCGAUGGGAAACUGUACUCAUCGCACACCUACACCAAAGAUGACUGCACCUUCAAAGAACAGAUCCUGCCGGACGGCUACAACAUCUACAUCUCUGAUAAACACGGAGCCCUGCUCAGUCUGGGAAACCACCGGCAGAGGCUCCAGGGCCGAGACAGGGGCCUCCCGGCUCUGUCCCAGUUCCUCCCCAGGAUCAGCACCCUGGAUCCAGGCUUAUUUGGUGGUCUGGAUGCCCUGGACCCGCUGGAGCAGAGCGCAGUACAAACACAACAUCAAUACACUGUGGACACUAUGGACUCCUUUGGAAAGCUAUCCCAGAUCAUCCACAGUCCCAGCUUCAACAAGAGAUGAGGCAAUAGCAGCGUUGAGACACUGAAUCGAUGUGUCCUGAUUUGUCCUGGUUUGUCUGGGGCCUGCAGCCAUGUGCUUCUC
Messenger RNA from Myripristis murdjan (pinecone soldierfish), 726 nucleotides. RefSeq names its product fibroblast growth factor 19 (gene fgf19). Gene Ontology annotation, molecular function: growth factor activity. Bases 1 to 645 code for a protein of 214 amino acids. The transcript has 3 exons. The record is from RefSeq and is a predicted model, not a curated record. NCBI's taxonomy places the organism in Eukaryota, Metazoa, Chordata, Actinopteri, Holocentriformes, Holocentridae.